This is a messenger RNA of Penicillium canescens, 4413 nucleotides long. RefSeq lists its product as uncharacterized. Bases 1 to 4413 code for a protein of 1470 amino acids. Gene Ontology annotation, cellular component: membrane. Lineage: Eukaryota; Fungi; Ascomycota; Eurotiomycetes; Eurotiales; Aspergillaceae. Gene Ontology annotation, molecular function: ATP binding; ATP hydrolysis activity; ABC-type transporter activity. Gene Ontology annotation, biological process: transmembrane transport. The record is from RefSeq and is a predicted model, not a curated record. The transcript has 6 exons.
AUGGCACAACGUAUAGAUGUCGACAGAGACUCCCAAGAUCCUAUGGUCGAAAGCCCACUGGAGGCAAGCGAAUCGGUCCCCGGUAUGUCGGCAUCGGGCAAGCAAAAGGAGCAGGAAAGCGACUCCACUUUGCCGUCUGAUGGCAGACAAUCGUGGAACAAAGCAGAUGUGAAUAGCUUCGCCCAGACUAUCAAAGCCAUGUCGACAUCCACGGCAUCUCUAGUUGAAUCUCAUUAUCAAGCCCACCUCGACCCGAACAACUCCGAAUUCCGAGCCAAGGACUGGGCGAGAGAAUACUACAAUUUUCGAUUCCAAGGAGGACAUACGCCGCGGAAAGCAGGCAUUGCUUUCAGAAGUCUCAAUGUCUGCGGCUACGGUACAGCCACUGAUUACCAAAUGAGUGUUGGAAACGCGGCAUUGAAGAUGGUUUCAGCGGGAGCGGAGCUGCUUGGCCUCAGAAAAAAGCAGCGAGUCGACAUUUUGCAAGACCUCGAUGGACUGUUGCUCCCUGGUGAGCAACUCUGCGUUCUGGGCCCGCCUGGAUCGGGGUGCUCGACCCUGUUGAAGACCGUUGCCGGCGAAACCUUGGGUCUCGAAGUACAACCAGAAUCCUAUAUCAACUAUCACGGUAUCACUCCAAAGCAAAUGAAAAGCGUCUUCCGUGGAGAAGCUAUCUACACCGCUGAAGUAGACUGCCACUUUCCAUCACUCUCUGUGGGAGAUACACUCUACUUUGCAGCGCGCGCGAGAGUACCUCGCACUAUCCCCGAAGGAAUCAGCCGCGAGCUUUAUGCCACUCACCUACGCGACGUCACCAUGGCCAUGUUCGGAAUCAUUCAUACAAAGGAUACUCAGGUUGGAAAUGACUUUGUGCGUGGAGUCAGUGGCGGCGAACGGAAGCGAGUGACGAUCGCCGAGGCAUCGUUAAGUUACGCACCGUUACAGUGCUGGGAUAAUAGUACCCGUGGACUGGAUAGUGCCAACGCGAUCGAAUUUUGCAAGACCCUGCGGAUGCAGAGUGAUGUGUUUGGGAUAGCGUCCUGUGUCGCAAUCUAUCAGGCACCUCAAGCAGCUUACGAGGUCUUUGACAAAGUCACUGUUUUAUACGAAGGGAGACAAAUUUAUUUCGGAAGAACAUGUGAUGCCAAAGCAUACUUUGAGCAACUCGGAUUCAAGUGUCCAGAAUCCCAAACUACUCCCGAUUUCUUGACUUCGAUGACAAGCGCGACGGAGCGUCUGAUCAGUCCGGGGUUCGAAAGUCUUGUCCCACGAACAUCUGUUGAAUUUUCUCAGCGGUGGAAAGAAAGCCCAGAACGCAAACAGCUCCUGGAUCAAAUCCACCAAUACAGCCAGGAUCACCCCUUUGGAGGAGACAACCUUCGAGAAUUUUCAAAUGCUAGAAAGGCCGAGAAGUCUAACAAGCAACGUGAAGACUCACCUUAUACCCUGUCCUAUGGGUCACAGAUUCACUUGUGUAUGCUGAGAGAAAUGACGCGAAUCAAGGCUGAACUCGGCAUUCCGAUCUAUAUGUUGGUAAACAACAUCAUCAUGUUUUUGGUUAUUGGAAGCUUGUUCUACAAUCUUUCUUUAUCCACGGAGUCAUUUUUUGGACGUGGAGCCACGAUUUUCAUGGUUGUCAUCCUCAAUGCACUGGGGACUGUGCUGGAGAUCAUUAACCUCUACGGGAAGCGCGAUAUUAUAGAGAAACACAAACGCUAUGCGCUCUAUCAUCCUAGUGCCGAUUCGGUGGCCUCGAUGGUUAUGGAUCUGCCAUAUAAAGUUGUCGGUGCCAUUGUGUUGAACAUUCUGCUUUAUUUCAUGACAGAUCUUCGCCGCGAGCCAGCGCAGUUGACCAUGUCCAUGUUUUUCCGACUCCUUGGGUCACUGACCAAGACUCUUGAGCAAGCAAUGACUCCAACAACGGUCGUCAAUAUCGGACUGGUUUUGUACGCCGGGUUUGCAAUUCCCGCCUCUUACAUGCUUGGCUGGGCCCACUGGAUCCGCUACAUUAAUCCUAUAUACUACGCGUUUGAAGCCCUCAUGGUCAACGAAUUUCAUGGUCGAAAGUUUGAUUGCUCGAACUUCGUACCGUCAGGACCUGGCUAUGAGAAGGUGUCCGCAGACGAGCGCGUGUGCUCGGUGAUAGGCUCGACUCCGGGCACCAACAGCGUCGACGGCGACGCCUUUCUCACUCAGUCCUAUGGAUACUCUUAUAACUUUCGUUGGGCGGAUUUUGGUAUCAUGGUUGGAUUUUGCGUUUUUCUCUGCAUCUGCCACCUAAUAGCCUCGGAGCUUGUCGCCGCUCACAGAUCGAAGGGUGAAGUUCUUGUGUUUCGUCGUGGCGAGAUACACCAAAAGUUGGCCAAGCAGCGCAAGGUUGAUGAUGAGCAGCCACGGGCAGGUGUUUGUCUCGGCGAGACAACGUCUUCCACUCUUCCGUCUCAGGGUGUGGAGCAGCAGGACUCUGUUUUCCACUGGGAGAACGUCUGCUACGAUAUUACAGUCCAAAAGCAAAGUCGAAGACUGCUCGAUAACGUUGACGGAUGGGUCAAACCAGGCUCAUUGACAGCUCUCAUGGGUGUUUCUGGCGCCGGCAAAACAACUCUUUUAGACGUUCUCGCUAACCGCACCACAAUGGGUGUCGUCACGGGGGACAUGCUGGUGGAUGGUCGAUUGCGAGACAACUCAUUCCAACGCAACACUGGAUAUGUCCAACAGCAGGAUCUCCACCUGAAAACUUCCACUGUUCGGGAAGCUCUCGAGUUUAGUGCUUUGCUCCGACAGCCACAGCACUUUACGACACAAGAAAAGCUGGAAUAUGUCAAUACCGUCAUCGGUAUCUUGAGCAUGGAAGAAUAUGCAGAUGCUGUGGUUGGAAUCCCUGGCUCCGGGCUCAACGUUGAACAGAGAAAACGUCUUACAAUCGGGGUGGAACUUGUAGCACGCCCCAAGUUACUGAUAUUCUUGGAUGAACCCACUUCUGGUCUUGACAGCCAGACGUCCUGGUCUAUCUGUAACCUUAUGGAAAAAUUGACUAACAACGGGCAAGCAAUUCUGUGCACGAUCCACCAGCCGUCGGCAAUGCUUUUCCAGCGUUUUGACAGACUCCUGCUCCUCGCCCGAGGGGGAAAGACAGUCUACUUUGGAGAUAUUGGCAAACAAUCCCAUGUUUUGAUGGAUUAUUUCGUUCGAAAUGGCGGUCCUGUCUGUCCUCAUGGGACUAAUCCUGCCGAGCAUAUGCUGACCGUGAUCGGCGCUGCUCCUGGGUCUCAAACACAGAUUGACUGGCCCGAUGUAUGGCGCAAGAGUCCGGAGUACAAUGCAGUAUGUGACGACCUUGCAAAGCUCAAGCAGCUAACGGAAAACUCCUCAACCUCGCCCUCGACCAGUGAUCCUUCCAUCAACACAGAAUUUGCGGUCCCUCUCAUCGGUCAGUUCUUCAUUGUAUCCAAGCGUGUGUUCCAGGACCUCUGGCGCAGUCCAUCUUACAUUUAUUCUAAAAUAUUCCUUUGUCUAACGAGUGCUUUGUUCAUCGGAUUCUCUUUCUUCAAUGGCGAGAAUACUCAACAGGGGUUGCAAGACCAAAUGAUUGGAGUAUUCAUGUUCAUUAUCGUCUUCAUUCAGCUAGUCAUGCAGAUAAUCCCAGCCUAUGUGAGCCAGAGGACAUUGUAUGAAGCGCGAGAACGUCAGUCCAAAACAUACGCUUGGCAGAUCUUCCUUCUCUCAAAUAUAUUGUCUGAGCUUUUUUGGAACUCGUUGAUGGCCGUUUUGUGUUUUGUUUGUUGGUACUAUCCCAUGGGCGUUUGGCGAAACGCAUUGUAUGCGGGUGCACUUCACUCCCGGGGUCUUCUUGUCGUUCUUACUCUCUGGGCUGGAUUCCUCUGGAGCAGCUCCUUCGCUCAUCUGGUCAUAUCUGGAUUCGACUUCCCCGAGAUGGCAUCGGGUCUCUGCAACUUCCUGAUGCUCAUGUGCUUGUAUUUCUGCGGAAUUAUUGCCAAACCAGCUUCUUUCCCACGCUUCUGGAUCUUCAUGUACCGUGUGAGCCCCAUGACCUACCUGUCCUCUGCAUUUAUAUCUGCUUCUCUCGCAGACGCUCCGAUGCACUGCAGCGAAUCCGAAGUUCUAUCAUUUAUGAGUCCAGGGAACCAGUCCUGCGAGGAGUACAUGGCACCCUAUAUUGCCAGUGCAGGUGGUUUCCUUCUGAAUCCAGAUGCCAAUGGGAACGCUGCAGAGGCAUGCCAAUACUGCGCGGUGGGCAACACCAACCAAUUCCUCAGCGGUGUGGGUAUUGAUCCGUCGACCCGUUGGAGGGAUUUCGGCAUAUUGUGGGUUUUCUUUGUGUUCAACAUCGGCCUAACCCUCUUCUCAUACUGGUUUUUCCGAGUAUCCAAGACGAAGAAAGGAAAGCAGUAA